This is a messenger RNA of Pseudogymnoascus destructans, 645 nucleotides long. RefSeq lists its product as uncharacterized. The coding region runs from base 1 to 645 and encodes 214 amino acids. Lineage: Eukaryota; Fungi; Ascomycota; Leotiomycetes; Thelebolales; Thelebolaceae. The transcript is spliced from 2 exons. The record is from RefSeq and is a predicted model, not a curated record.
AUGCGGGAGCAGACUUUUAAGGAAUCUACCAUACAAUCAGCAUUCCGGAAAGCUGGAAUCUGGCCUAUAAGCUGUAAUACAGCCCUUGAGAAGCUGCGUGCUUCUGUUGCGACGUGGGUUGCUGGUUCAACACAGAAAUUCACAGUCGUUGGUAGUAUUACCCACAAGGGUGGAUCUUGCCGAGCCAGUCUGUCCACUGAUGGCGGCAUAACAUUUACGGUCAUCCAGUCCUACAUUGGCAACUGCCUGCUCGUUUCUGAAUUCCCUUUUACGGUCCCUAGCGAUACUCCUACUGGCCCAGCCGUGUUUUCCUGGACGUGGUUUAAUAAGGUUGGCAACCGCGAGAUGUAUAUGAACUGCGCAAGUGUCACCAUUAGUUCAGGGUCAGGAUCAGGCCCUGUGGAUACUGCGUUUAGCUCCCGACCAGACGCCUUUGUCACUAAUGUUGGCAAAGGCUGCAGCACCCUUGAAUCCAUUGAUCUUGAAUUUCCGGAUCCAGGUCCAGAUAUCACGGUGAACAGCAUUGGUACUACUCACCCAAUUGGGUCAUGCUCCCAUGCAGUCACAAAGGCUGGCAUUAGCUCCAUCAAAAGCAUUAGCAUCGGUACCCAAACGUUGUCACUAAGUGGCAAGUGCAGUGGCUAA